Trichoderma virens Gv29-8 is the source of this 1635-nucleotide messenger RNA. RefSeq lists its product as uncharacterized. The transcript is spliced from 4 exons. Bases 1 to 1635 code for a protein of 544 amino acids. The record is from RefSeq and is a predicted model, not a curated record. Lineage: Eukaryota; Fungi; Ascomycota; Sordariomycetes; Hypocreales; Hypocreaceae.
AUGAACAACCACCAGCCACAAUCGGACGAGCCCGAAGCUCAAAAAAAUAGCGGCAUAUGGCGCAUUCAUUGGCGGUCUCCGACAUCGAUGAUCGGCUUGUUCGUAGGGGCUACUUGCGCCGCCGUUGCUCACCACUUGUACUAUGAUAGCAUAAACGGGGCAGAAGUUGUCAUUGUACGAAACGAAUGGACUCUACAAGCUGUGCGCGAUAGCCAAGAAUGGAAACUGCGAUUCGGGGCAGGACUCGCAUUCCUGGCCAAGGCCAUGUUCGCUGCCUCCGUCAUUGUUGCUUAUGAACAGCGUGCUUGGCUCACGGCUAGAAACAAGGCUGUUACGGUUUCUGGCCUAGACGCAAUGUUUUCAGCAGCUCAGAACCCGCUGAGUUUCUUUAGCCUGGACUUUUUGCGUAAAGCUAAAGCGGGAGCUAUCAUGGCUCUCCUUGUAUGGUGUAUUCCACUUGCAGCCGUCAUCACUCCUGGCACGCUCAUAGUGGUACCUACAACUCUAUCAACUUCCAAGUCUUUCCCCGUUCCUGCCGUCAACUUCUCUCAGGUUCAGCCUCUGUACGACUAUUAUUCCAGUGUCGUUGGAAACGAUGGUCAAUCAACUAGUAAUGGAAUCACUCCAUACUUAUCACGUCUUAUUUCGUCAACAGCCACCUCAUCACAAAUCUUGCCGAUGAAUAUUGCUCUUGCUAACUCGACAUAUAAUUUAACCUUCCACGGCCCGUCUUUCCGCUGCCGAGAGCCUACAAAUUAUACAAUUCCUCUGCAAAAUGUGUCAUCCUUGGAGGGUUAUUCACAAUACAACCAUGGCAGGCUCUGGGUUUGGGCUCAAAACAUAACGUAUGAUUGUGUUUUAACCGACACCGAAUACAGCACGCGCUUCUUCUAUUCUGCAUCCGAGCAAGUGCAGCGUAUUGAUCCCGAAUACGGCUUUAAGUGGACUGAAGAAGAUUUAUAUGGCAAUUAUUUUUACGUUGCCGAUGCACUUUCAACUCUGCUUGGAGGAGCUGUGCGCGUCUUUUUGAAAGGCGUUAUGUCAUAUAAAACACGCGUUGCAGACACAGCCGUCUUUGGUGCUCUCAAGGUUGACUCAACGGACAAUCCUAGUUCUGGCCUCUUGCCCAAAUCGCUAGCACCGGAGGCUAGAGCUUUGGCCCGGAACAAGACUGUGGGCGAGCUCAUAGAGGAGCUUUCGCGAAACAUCACGUUGAGUUUGUUCAGUGCCGAUCAGAUACUAUACCAGAACGACACAAUGGUCAAAAUUUCCUCUGAUGUCAACGUCUACUCAUAUAACCGAAGAGUUCUCAUCAUCACAUAUGUCGUCGUCUUUUCUGGCACGUUGAUUGCGUUGCUCAUCGGAGGCGCUGCUUAUUUCCAAAACGGCGUUAGCCACCAAGUGUCCUUUUCAGCAUUCAUGUCAACAACGAGAAACUAUCGGUUAGACGAGUUAACAGCUGGAAGCUCUAUGGGUGCUAUGCCUCUAAGGGAUUCUAUUCAGUCAACUAAACUUCAAUUGGGGUUCCUGCGGAAUGUUGAUGAAGAGGUCGGCGAGGAAGAAGCAAUGCGAAGGGUGGGAUUUGGCCUCUCGGAUCAGAUUGUGCCGCUGCAAAAAGGAGUUCCUUAUUAUUAG